AUGGACCCCCUCACCGAUGACAGUACAACCACCACAACCACAAUCCAACCACCUCCCCGCAGAAGCAGCCACACCCCACCCCCGGCGUACACACCCUCACCUUCCUCGCAGCAGCAACACCAACACCAACAAGCACGUCACCACCGCCACUGCUACCACACCGGCCCCAACUCCACCCAGCCAACCGCCUACAUCCCCCGCGGCCAUCCCCACAGCACCAGCAACACCGCCAACACAGCCAUCUACCACCACCGCCCCCGCCCCCGCCACGCCCACGCAACCGUCACAUCCCCCGCCGUCUACUCCCCCUCGUCCAAAAAAGAAGUCCAAGUCCUCUUCUACAUCAAGCCCAACCAGCCCGCGGCGCCGGCACCCGCUUACGAUUCGGAAGAGGACGAUGACGAUUCCGAUGACGACGAUACCGACGACGACGACGACGACGACGAUUCCGAUCCCGAUGAUGAUGAAAAUGACGACGACGAUGAAGAUGAAGAUGACGACGAAUGGGAACGGAUCGGCGUUGCGUGCUACGCGCCGACGAUGACGUCUCAGCAUCAGUGUCGGCAGGCGACGGUGGAGCUGGAGGCGAGGGUGAGGGCUUUGGAGGCGGAGUUGGCGGCGAGGAGUUCGAGAUCGAGGAGGGGGGCGGAGAGGAGGGGGAGGGGGAGGAGGGUGAGGAGGAGGAGGAGUGGGAGUGGGAGUGGGAGUGGGAGUGGGAGUGGGAGUGGGAGUGAGAGUGAGAGUGCGAAAGGGAGUGGGAGUGGGAGGUAG
This is a messenger RNA of Diplodia corticola, 771 nucleotides long. RefSeq lists its product as uncharacterized. NCBI's taxonomy places the organism in Eukaryota, Fungi, Ascomycota, Dothideomycetes, Botryosphaeriales, Botryosphaeriaceae. The record is from RefSeq and is a predicted model, not a curated record. The transcript has a single exon. Bases 1 to 771 code for a protein of 256 amino acids.